Messenger RNA from Sorghum bicolor (sorghum), 1350 nucleotides. RefSeq lists its product as uncharacterized. The record is from RefSeq and is a predicted model, not a curated record. NCBI's taxonomy places the organism in Eukaryota, Viridiplantae, Streptophyta, Magnoliopsida, Poales, Poaceae. The transcript is spliced from 4 exons. Bases 1 to 1350 code for a protein of 449 amino acids.
AUGAACUCGUGGCCGGAGUACGACGAGCAAGUCGCCUUGCUGAGGAGCAGGCUGGUGGACACCUACUGGGACGCCGCGCCGGCGUGGUACAGGGAGGAUGUCGUCGGCUACUACCGCGCGGCGAGGCGCUGGCGGAUGCGGGAUUGGUGGGUAGUACGCUUCGUCGUCGCCCCUACCAGCGCAGUCAUGAUCGCCGACGCAAGCUUUCCACUUGGUAUUGAUGUUGAUCCUCUCUACUCGCGAUUAGGAAUCAUGCCUAGGAAAAGAUCCCGUGCUAGAAGAGUACUAGAGGAGUCAUCAUCCGAUGACGAUGAAUUGCUAAUAUUAUCGACUGCUCAACUUGUGCAAGCCGCCUUCUCCAAUGAAAAAGGAAAACACGGUGGCUCUGUGAAAGGUCAUAGAGUUCUUCACCGUGAUAGACAAGGCGGACACGACAGGAUGUUUCAAGAUUACUUAGCGGACAAUCCAACAUACACCGAUGAGAUGUUCCGUCGGAGGUACAGGAUGUCUAGGGACCUUUUCAAGCGCAUAAUGAAAGCUGUGGAAGAGCAUGAUGAUUACUUUGUCCAGAAAAGAAAUGCGGCCAAUGUUCUUGGACUGAGUUCCUUCCAAAAAAUCACUGCAGCAAUGCGUAUGCUUGCAUAUGGGGUUCCUGCUGAUGCGACGGACGAGUAUGUUCGCAUUGGCGAGAGUACUGCACUUGAGAGCCUGCGCAGAUUUGUUCGGGCAGUUAUUGAAGUUUUUGGUGAUGAAUACCUCAGGAGCCCUAAUGAAAAGGACAUAGCACGCUUACUUGCAUUGGGUGAGAAAAAGGGAUUUCCGGCGGAAGGUAUUGCUCCAGAAGUGAAGUUUACCGUUAACGGCCAUGACUACACAAUGGGUUAUUACCUUGCAGAUGGUAUAUACCCCUCAUGGGCUACUCUCAUCAAGUCCAUCACUCUGCCUAUGGGGAACAAGAAGCAAUAUUUUGCCAAAGCACAAGAAGCAGCGAGAAAGAUGGUCGAGAGAGCUUUAGGUGUUCUUCAAUCAAGGUGGGCAAUUAUUCGAGGACCCGGACGCCCUUGGGACAGUGAGACUUUGGCACUGAUCAUGAGGGCUUGUAUCAUCAUGCACAACAUGAUUAUAGAAGAUGAAGGAUACGUGGUUGAUCCUCAGGAGCGUUUUGAUUAUGGUGGUGACAAUGUGGAGCCUGAACAUGGUAGAGCUCAUCGCACACUUGAAGAAUAUAUUGAAGCGCAUAGAAAGAUCAGAGACAAGGACACCCAUGUGCAGUUGAAGGAAGACCUCAUCGAACACCUGUGGAACAAUCACUUUAGUCUUAGCAAAUUUAUAUUGUUUCAAGCGCAAUGA